Molecule: messenger RNA, 622 nt
Organism: Paramuricea clavata
Lineage: Eukaryota; Metazoa; Cnidaria; Anthozoa; Malacalcyonacea; Plexauridae
Source: the annotation of a GenBank genome assembly
AGGUGAAAGUGCAUCGACAUGCUCAGCUCCCGCUGUGUUGGAAACAAAAGAUGAUGGAUCUAAAAAUACAGCUGCUGACGACGAUGAAAAUAGCAUUAAUUUCUCUAUUGUCGAUGACCUGGCAUCAGGUGAAGAAACGUCCGAAACGCCCAGCGAUGAACGGAACGAAGUUGAAGGUUGGUACAAAAACAAAAAAAUAAAUCUCAAUUGGCUGCUGGAAGCGAACAAAUGUUUAUCUGUUUCGAAAGACAAAUUUGGAGAUCGAACAAGACCAUCUGUGACUUGUUUAGUGUGUGCCUCUCACGAAGAACAUAUUAGGGGAUUUUCGAGUAAUGGUCAAGUGCCUUUGGCAAGAGGUAUUCGUGCUGAUGGUAAAGAUCGUUUGAUAAUAAUAAUUGAUCAUUUAGAAUCUGCCAUGCACCAAGAGGCAGAGAGAUUGGAAGAGCAUGCAAAAACUUGGGCUCAAAUGUCUGAUUCUCAUCCAUGGGCACGGAUUUUAAACAAAGCAAAUACGGAAACAAGAAUAUUUCUUGUCCGUCUUGCUAUUGAUGUGUACAAUGACUCACUCGUAGAAACUCUAAGUGCAAGAAGUUGGCUGUCCAGAUCAAUGUCUUGUGAAUAG